UGAAGGUUACACAUGGGCGGGGUGGAGAUAGAAUUUACUGUGUAAACAAGUCAAACCUCCAUAACCAUAUCUUCUCUGAUUAAUCCUAUGCUAUGCUAUGAAUCUGAUACUUUGGUGACCGCCGAUCUUUUCCCUCCCAUUCUCUUCCUUCCUGUAAUCAGUUAUUCCCACGUGACGUGAGUCUCCCUCUCUCCCUCUAUGCGCGAGGACGAGGAGAGGGAGGAGGGAUUAAUGGCGAAGCCAAAUCCAAAUCCAAAUCCAAAUCCAAAGCUGACGAUACUACCUCUAAUCGCCUUGAUUUUCUACGAGGUCUCCGGAGGCCCCUUCGGCGUGGAGGAUUCCGUCAGAGCUGGCGGCGGCCCUCUCCUCUCUCUCCUUGGUUUUCUAAUUUUCCCCUUUUUCUGGAGCAUCCCCGAAGCCCUAGUCACGGCCGAGCUCGCCACCAGUUUCCCCCAAAACGGCGGCUACGUGCUCUGGAUAUCGUCUGCCUUCGGCGAUUUUUGGGGAUUUCAGGAAGGCUUUUGGAAAUGGUUCAGCGGGGUUAUGGAUAACGCCCUUUACCCGGUACUCUUCCUCGAUUAUCUCAAGCACUCUUUCCCGAUUUUCAACCACACCAUUGCCAGGAUUCCUGCUUUGUUAGGGAUCACAAUGUCGUUGACCUACUUGAAUUACAGAGGAUUGCACAUUGUUGGAUUCUCAGCUGUUUUACUCGCUUGCUUCUCGCUUCUGCCGUUUGUUGUGAUGGGCCUUCUGUCGAUCCCCCGGAUUAGGCCCAGGCGCUGGCUGGCGUUGGAUCACGCCAAGCUGGAUUGGAGGGGCUACUUCAAUAGCUUGUUUUGGAAUCUGAAUUACUGGGACAAUGCUAGUACGUUGGCUGGGGAGAUUGAGAAUCCCAGUAGGACCUUUCCCAGGGCGCUGCUGGGGGCGGUGGUGCUGGUCGUGUGCUCCUAUUUGAUCCCUCUGCUUGCUGGGACGGGCGCUGUGGAGACCGAUCCCACUGAGUGGACUGACGGUUACUUCGCUCAGAUAGGGAUGCUCAUCGGUGGUUCUUGGUUGAAGUGGUGGAUCCAGGCUGCAGCCGCCUUGUCCAACAUGGGCUUGUUUGAAGCUGAGAUGAGCAGCGAUGCCUACCAGCUGCUGGGGAUGAGCCAGAUUGGGAUGCUCCCUUCUGUUUUUUCUAUCAGAUCAAAAUACGGGACUCCCACAUUCAGCAUUCUGUGUUCUGCAAGUGGCGUCAUAUUCCUCUCAUGGAUGAGUUUCCAGGAGAUUCUUGAAUUUCUAAACUUCCUCUACGCCGUUGGAAUGCUGUUCGAGUUUGCAGCCUUCAUCAAGCUGCGAAUACAGAAGCCAGAACUACACAGGCCUUACAAAGUCCCCUUGGAUACAUUUGGUGCUGCGAUGCUCUGCCUGCCUCCGGUGUUGUUGCUCGUUUUGGUGAUGUGUCUUGCGUCCUUGAAGACGUUCAUAGUGAGCGCUGCUGUUAUCUUUCUGGGAUUUGUUUCGUAUCCCGUCUUGAACCAUGCAAAGGAGCAGAAUUGGAUCAAGUUCAACACAGAUGAAACUACAUUAAGGCCAUCAACUGACUCUGAUCUUGAAGGCCAUUUGGAGCAUCAAGAGCUCACCGAUGAGGAAUCUCACAACCUUCUAGCAGAUUUUCCGUCUUCUACAACCGGCCAAGCUUCGGCUGUUGUCUCCUCGGAGGGGGACCCAAAGUUGGAGUAGAAGGUAACUAUAUAUAUCGAUGCUCUACAUGCUUUUAGCAGUAGCAGUUUAUAUAAAGGAAAAAGAUCUUGAUUUUUUCA
Molecule: messenger RNA, 1802 nt
Organism: Salvia hispanica
Lineage: Eukaryota; Viridiplantae; Streptophyta; Magnoliopsida; Lamiales; Lamiaceae
Gene: PUT5
Product: Amino acid permease family protein
Biological process (GO): transmembrane transport
Cellular component (GO): membrane
Molecular function (GO): transmembrane transporter activity
Source: RefSeq, a predicted model, not a curated record